Molecule: messenger RNA, 2404 nt
Organism: Lotus japonicus
Lineage: Eukaryota; Viridiplantae; Streptophyta; Magnoliopsida; Fabales; Fabaceae
Product: tRNA-dihydrouridine(47) synthase [NAD(P)(+)]-like
Exons: 9
Coding region: 65-2095 (676 amino acids)
Biological process (GO): tRNA processing
Molecular function (GO): metal ion binding; RNA binding; flavin adenine dinucleotide binding
Source: RefSeq, a predicted model, not a curated record
CUCUGUUUCCGAGCAACUAUUUAUCCAACGCCGAACGAAGAAGCACUUCAGCAAACCGGUGAACAUGGAGAACGACCAUGUCGAGUCUCCGGAAACAGGCUCGGCACCGGUUCAGCGAACCACAGAGGAACUCAUCGCAAGGGCCAUAGCUCCUGUCAAGAAGGACUUCCUCUGUCCUCCUCCGGUUCGAGCUCCUCCGCCUCCUUCAGACGCCGGCGGCGACGACAAGGCCCCUCCUGUCAUCAAGGAGAAGAAGUCUAAGCGCCAGUUCAAACGCGAACGUCUUCAGGAACAGAAGUCAGCACAAAACCUGUGUUCGCAAAUUGCCAAGACAGGUGAUGUUACUUCAUGUCCGUUCAAAGACAAGUGUCGCUUCAGCCAUGAUUUGGAGGCAUUCAAAGCACAGAAACCACCUGAUCUUGAGGGAGAAUGUCCUUUCGUUAAAGCUGAAGGCUCUUGCCCUUAUGGGCUAGGCUGUAGAUUUUCAGGUACGCAUCAACAGGGUAUGCCCUCUGCUAAUUUGAAUGGUGACAGGAGGAAAAGUUCUGAGAUGAAUGGUUUUAGCAAAGAUGUUCAAAAGCUUUUGUGGAAAAAUAAGAUGGCCUUCCCCAAAGCUGAGGCCAACCUCAAACGUCUUGGCCUCUUGGGACUCUCAAAGUCAAAGGGAAAUGCCUUGCGAAAUAAAGAUAGUGGUGACACUAGUUCAAAUAAAUGUGUUCAAUCUGACGACAAUGGCUCUUGCGCGGUUACAUCUGACUUGGGCUCCAAGUUAGAAUGCUCUGCAGAAGUCGAUAAAGAUGGCGACUUUGAUGGAAAACUUGAAUCUGGUGUAAUUUGUCCACAGAAGAGAAGAAAAACUGCAGAAGAUGAUGGUGCUGGGGAAAUUGAAAAUGAAGAUGUCAGAGUUUCUGAGCAAGUUACUGAAAGCUGCAUAAAAUCUGAACCAGAUGCAGGAAAUGAUGAUAUUACCCCAGAAACCGAUCUAAGCCUUAAGUUACACUUGCGUGAAAAGAAGCUUAUUGAUUUCAGAGAGAAGUUGUAUCUUGCACCCUUGACCACUGUUGGAAAUCUCCCUUUCCGGAGGGUUUGCAAAGUAUUGGGAGCUGAUGUAACAUGUGGUGAAAUGGCAAUGUGCACAAAUCUUUUGCAGGGUCAAGCUUCAGAAUGGGCAUUGCUGAGACGUCAUUCAUCUGAAGAUUUAUUUGGUGUACAAAUCUGUGGGGGAUAUCCAGAAUCUGUGGCACACACAGUUGAACUAAUAGAAAAGGAAUGUACCGUAGACUUUAUUGAUGUGAAUAUGGGUUGCCCUAUUGACAUUGUUGUGAAUAAGGGUGCUGGAUCAGCUCUUCUUACAAAACCAAUGCGGAUUAAAAAUAUUGUAGAAGUAGCUUCAGGAACCGCAGAUAAACCAAUAACUGUGAAGGUGCGGACAGCUUAUUAUGAAGGGAAAAAUCGCGUUGAUUCUCUGAUAGCAGACAUUAGCUCUUGGGGGGCUAGUGCAGUGACAAUACACAGUAGGUCACGUCAACAACGCUAUAGCAAGCUUGCUGACUGGAACUACGUUUACCAGUGUGUCAGGAAGGCCCCUAAUACUUUGCAAGUAGUGGGGAAUGGAGAUGUUUAUUCAUUUGAAGACUGGAAUAAUCACAGAACUGAAUGCCCUGAACUUGCAACAUGCAUGAUUGCGCGUGGUGCCCUGAUUAAACCUUGGUUAUUUACAGAGAUCAAGGAACAGAGACAUUGGGACAUUAGUUCUGGUGAGAGACUAAAUAUUCUCAAAGAUUUUGUGCAUUUUGGCCUUGAACACUGGGGUUCUGACACAAAAGGUGUGGAGACAACCAGGCGGUUCUUGUUGGAAUGGCUUAGCUACACUUGUAGGUAUAUACCUGUUGGUCUUUUGGAUGUGAUUCCGCAACGAAUAAACUGGCGCCCACCAUCUUACUUUGGGCGUGAUGAGCUUGAAACAGUGAUGGCCUCAGAGUCUGCAGCAGACUGGAUAAGAAUAUCAGAGAUGUUACUAGGCAAGGUUCCAGAUGGCUUUACAUUUGCACCAAAGCACAAAUCAAAUGCUUACGAUAGAGCUGAAAAUGGUUAAUUUUGGAGUUUGUUUUCAACGCUGAUAUUGAUGACAGUCUUUCUCUUCUCAACUGAAGAGACAUCUAUGAGUAUUUGAUACCUUUGCUGAAGAUACAUCUGUGAGCAUUCUUUACGCUUUGUUUCAAUUGCGGGAGUUGUUCAUCACUGACCUUGACUUUUCAACCCAUAUAUUCAUGGAUAGCUCCACUCGGAUGCUAAGAAACAAACAUUUGAUAAUCAUUGAAAUUUGAAAUGUAAGCAAUCAUUUAUUCUAGAGUAUUGCUAACUUGCAUGCUUGGAUCAAUUUGAAAUUUUCUAUAUUUCCUAA